Molecule: messenger RNA, 2757 nt
Organism: Lethenteron reissneri (Far Eastern brook lamprey)
Lineage: Eukaryota; Metazoa; Chordata; Hyperoartia; Petromyzontiformes; Petromyzontidae
Product: cytochrome P450 2F3-like
Biological process (GO): xenobiotic metabolic process
Cellular component (GO): cytoplasm; intracellular membrane-bounded organelle
Molecular function (GO): iron ion binding; oxidoreductase activity, acting on paired donors, with incorporation or reduction of molecular oxygen, reduced flavin or flavoprotein as one donor, and incorporation of one atom of oxygen; heme binding
Source: RefSeq, a predicted model, not a curated record
UAUAUAUUUGUCUUUCCACAUAAAACGAAUAGCUAUAAAAUAGACUUUUUUCCACAUUUCAUUGGCCACACGGCCUUCUGUUAAUGAUUAUUUUGCAUCGCUAAUGUGAACUUUAAUCAUUUUGGCUAAGAGUGCGGUGUACAUUUUUUCUUUGUUCUGUUGGGGUAUAAAUACCUGGCUCCUGUCCCCUCUGGUGGCUUGGUCACGUCGACUCGGAUAUCUUCGGCGGUGCAGGGUCGCCAUGUCUGUGGAUGCGUCUCCGAGUGACGCUCUGGGCGGCUCCACGUUCUGGGUUCCUUCGUGCUUGCUGCUGCUGAUCUUCCUGGUCUGGUCCGCCCAACGUCUGCUGGGAGGCGGCUCCAAAAGAUUCCCCCCAGGUCCCCGGCCAUGGCCCCUGUUGGGAAAUCUGAUGCAGGUCAACCUGCAUGCCCCGUACGAGACCCUCUCAAAGCUGGCUGAGACGUACGGGCCGGUGUACAGCGUGAGCCUCGGCCCACGCCGCAGCGUCGUCCUGGCGGGAUACGAAGCCGUGCGGGAGGCUCUCGUGUUGCAAGCAGACGACUUCUCGGACCGGCCCAUCGUGCCCAUAUUCAGGGACUUGUCCACGAGCAAAGGGCUGGUGUUUGCGCAGAGCGAGCACGCGCGCAUUCGGAGACGCUUUUCGCUGUCCGUGCUCCGGACGCUGGGCAUGGGCAAGAGAAGCGUGGAGGCAGUGGUCGCAGAGGAGGCCGAAGCCCUCCUGCACCGCUUCAAGGACAUGGACGGGAGGCCAUUCGAGACGAUGACCCACAUCAACUUGGCGACGGGGAACGUGAUCUGCUCCAUCACGCUGGGCAAGCGGUUCGACUACAGCGACGCGCAGAUCAUCCACCUGCUCGAGUUGCUCAACAGCAAUGUGCAGACGAUGGGCAAUGCUUGGGCGCAGGUGUACAACGCGUUCCCCCUGCUGAAGCACUUCCCGGGGCCGCACAAGCAACUGUUCAAGGACAAGCAGCGGUUGUUCGACUUCCUGCAGGUCUACAUAGAUGAGCACCGGGACGAGCGCACGCCCAACGAGCCGCGGGACUACAUCGACGCCUUCAUCGACAAGCAGGCCGAGAAGGAGGCAGGCAAGAGCAGCACGACGUUUGACAACGAGGCAUUCCUCGCCUGCACCACCAGCCUCUUCCAGGCCGGGACGGAGACGACCGCCAACAGCCUGCGCUGGGGCCUCCUCUACAUGAUUACCUUCCCGGACAUGCAGAAGCGCGUGCAGGAGGAGAUCGACCGCGUGGUCGGCCCGCUGCGGUUGCCAACGUUCGCCGACCGCGAUGCCCUCCCCUACACGCACGCCGUGGUGCACGAGGUGCAGCGCUUCGCCGACAUCGCGCCCGUCUCCGUGCCGCACGCCACAGCCAACGAUGUCACCUUCCGCGGAUUUUUCCUGCCCAAGGGCACCCCUGUGAUCGCCCUCCUCCACUCGGUGCUCAGGGACAAGUCUCAGUGGGAGAAGCCCGACCAGUUUCACCCGGAGCACUUCUUGGACGCCGCCGGAAGAUUCCGCAAGCGGGACGCCUUCAUGCCCUUCUCCGCAGGCCGCCGCGUGUGCAUGGGGGAGAGCCUGGCGCGCACGGAGCUCUUCGUCUUCUUCUCCGCGCUGCUGCAGAACUUCUCGUUCCACGCUCCGCCGGGGCGGCCACUCCCCAAGCUCACGCCGUGCCCCGGAUUCGUGCUGACCGCCCCAGGCUACAAGCUGUGCGCCACCAGACGCAUUUAGCCCCUGCUGCUGCUGUAGCUGCUGCUAUUGUUACUGCUGUUGCUGCUGCUAUUGUUACUGCUGUAGCUGCUGCAGUAGCUGCUGCUGUAGCUGCUGCUGUAGCUGCUGCUGUAGCUGCUGCUGCUGUUGUUACUGCAGUAGCUGCUGCUGAUGUUGCUGCUGUAGCUGCUGCUGCUGUUGUUACUGCAGUAGCUGCUGCUGAUGUAGUUGCUGCUGCUGCAGUAGCUGCUGCUGCUGUAGCUGCUGCAGCUGCUGCAGCUGCUGCUGUAGCUGCUGCUGUAGCUGUUGCUACUGCUGUAGCUGCUGCUAUUGUUACUGCUGCAGCUGCUGCAGCUGCUGCUAUUGUUACAGCAGUAGCUGCUGCUACUGCUAUUGCUGCUGUAGCUGCUGGAGACUUCACAGUCGGCACCUUCCCGCAAGACUGCGACAACUGGGUUCACGUCCUCUCACACAAGGAACACGGCCCCUACACUCAAUGCCUGGGAGUGCAGCGUGGCGUCCGAUUUUAUAUAUAACCUUGGUGGGUAUACCACGUGCAAUAUAUACUUGUCAUGGGAUCGGAAGAAAAACUAUAAUGUAACGUUGGUAGAUAUAUCACGUGCCACAUAUACUUGUGUAGAAUAAAAUGGGAACGUGACGUCAUGUGUGUGCUGGGCGGCUCGAUGACGUCACGUCUCCUAGAGUAUUUAAGGGAGACCUCUUGACGAAAGCGGGGUCACUGUGGGAACGGGUAAUGGUAGAAGGGUGAAGAGGGAGCCAGGGGUAGAGGGAUGGAGUGGUGAGUCUGGGGAGAAGCCGGUGGUAGCCGUUCGAGGUGCUUCUCUCUCCGGUCGGCGGAGUUGGCAGAGUCCCCGAUCCGGCACGAGAGAGAGAGAGAGAGACCGGUGCAAGCCGGGCAGGGACCAGGACUCAGUAGGAACCCUAACCCCUGGGAGUUGUUCACCCCGUUGUGUUAUUUGAAUAUCUUUAAUAAACAUUUGGCGAAAGCCCUUAACAUUCAA